Penicillium oxalicum is the source of this 4515-nucleotide messenger RNA. RefSeq names its product putative ABC transporter. The record is from RefSeq and is a predicted model, not a curated record. Gene Ontology annotation, molecular function: ATP binding; ATP hydrolysis activity; ABC-type transporter activity. NCBI's taxonomy places the organism in Eukaryota, Fungi, Ascomycota, Eurotiomycetes, Eurotiales, Aspergillaceae. Gene Ontology annotation, cellular component: membrane. Gene Ontology annotation, biological process: transmembrane transport. Bases 1 to 4515 code for a protein of 1504 amino acids. The transcript is spliced from 16 exons.
AUGGACCACGACCGCGUCUCCCAGCCAGAGAUGAGGUCUUCAGACUAUCAUGAUCAGAACGGGCAGGCGUCCCCAUCGUCCGGUCCAGCAGCGUCAAGUACCGCCUGGGGGUCCAUUUCAUCCGACAGUGCCAGUGCCAAAUCAUCCCCAAAGACCGAUCAUCACCAGUCCGAGGAAUAUUCCGACGAAGGCGAGAGUCUAGACAACGAUGAAAUCAAAAAGACAAUAUCCCGACGCAAAAGCCACGCUUCAGGUCACGAGGGCGAAGAGUGGGCGCAGAUUGAGCGGUUAAUCUCGCGAAUGUUUGGAUCAGAACGCAAGGCCAAUUCGGAUGAAGAAAAGACCAGACAUGCUGGCGUCGUUUGGAAAAACCUGACGGUGAAAGGCGUGGGACUCGGAGCAGCGCUCCAGCCCACCAACGGGGAUAUUUUCCUCGGCCUUCCCCGUCUCAUCAAAGGCCUUCUCACACGAGGACGAAAGGGGGCCAGUGGUGGAAAGUCGGAGGUGCGGACCAUCUUGGAUGACUUCUCGGGAGCGGUCAAUCCGGGAGAAAUGCUUCUUGUCCUCGGUCGUCCGGGCUCGGGGUGCUCAACCUUUCUCAAAGUUAUUGGCAAUCAGCGAUAUGGAUAUGAGAGCAUCGAGGGCGAUGUGCUGUAUGGUGGUACGGAUGCGAUCACCAUGGCCAAGAAGUAUCGGUCUGAAGUCUCAUACAACCCCGAAGAAGAUCUUCACUAUGCCACCUUAACUGUGAAGGAUACCUUACUGUUCGCACUCAAGUCGCGCACCCCAGACCAAAACUCGCGAAUCCCGGGCGAGAGCAGAAAGGAUUAUCAGCAGACCUUCCUCUCCGCUAUCGCUAAGCUCUUCUGGAUUGAGCAUGCCCUAGGCACCAAGGUGGGAAAUGAAUUGAUUCGGGGUGUUUCAGGAGGAGAGAAAAAACGAGUCUCCAUUGGCGAGGCCAUGGUCACAAAGGCCAGUACUCAAUGCUGGGACAAUUCUACCAAAGGCCUCGAUGCUAGUACCGCUCUAGAAUACGUCCAAAGUUUGAGGAGUCUGACCAACACGGCCAAUGUGUCUACCUUGGUCGCUCUGUACCAAGCCUCGGAGAACCUCUACAACCUCUUCGACAAGGUCAUCCUGAUCGAAGACGGGAAGUGUGCUUUUUUCGGCCGCACGGAGGACGCCAAAGCCUAUUUUGAGAAUCUAGGUUUCGAAUGUCCACCUCGAUGGACCACGCCGGACUUCUUGACCUCCGUCAGCGACCCGAACGCGAGAAAAGUCAAGGAAGGAUGGGAAGACCGGAUUCCACGCACGGCCGAAGAGUUCCGAUCCACCUACCGCCAGAGUGAAAUCCACCAGAAAAAUCUCCGGGAUAUCGAACACAAUGAGAAACAGAUUGCGGCAACCCGAGAGGAGCGAGAGGCCGCGCGGAAGACAGCUCCCGAGAAGAACUUUACUAUUCCAUUCUGGAAGCAGGUUGCCAUCCUCACGCAUCGUCAAUUCCUGGUCAUGUUCGGCGACACGGCCGCUUUGUUCGGCAAGUGGUUCGUUCUGAUCUUUCAAGCUCUUAUUGUUGGAAGUCUGUUCUACAAUCUCCCUGAUACAGCGGCGGGUGUCUUCACCAGAGGCGGUGUUUUGUUCUACAUUCUUUUGUUCAAUGCCCUUCUCGCUCUUGCGGAGUUGACGGCUACUUUUGAGAGUCGCCCAGUACUGUUGAAGCAUAAGAGUUUUUCGUUCUAUCGACCUUCGGCUUAUGCUUUGGCUCAAGUGGUCGUGGACGUUCCGCUGGUAUUUAUCCAAGUGGUGCUCUUUGAUCUCAUAGUAUACUUCAUGUCAAAUCUCGCCCGGACCCCUUCUCAAUUCUUCAUCAAUCUCUUUGUCAUCUUCUUGUUGACGAUGACCAUGUACUCAUUCUUCCGUGCAUGUGGAGCGCUUUGUUCUUCAUUGGACGUCGCUACACGUCUGACGGGAGUCGCCAUACAGGCAUUGAUCGUUUAUACAGGAUACUUGAUUCCACCAUGGAAAAUGCACCCAUGGCUGAAAUGGCUUAUAUGGAUCAAUCCCGUCCAAUAUGCCUUCGAAGCCUUGAUGGCCAACGAAUUCUAUAAUCUGCAGAUUCAAUGCGUUCCACCUUACAUUGUUCCCUCGGGUCCGAAUGUUUCACCUGAACAUCAGACAUGUGCGAUCCAGGGCAGUACGCCGGGUAGCUUGAUUGUCCAAGGCGCCAACUACAUCCAGACUGCUUUCACCUACACCCGAUCUCACCUGUGGCGUAAUGUCGGAAUUAUCAUCGCAUGGUUCAUUUUCUUUGUCGCCUUGACGAUGCUUGGAAUGGAACUUCAAAAGCCCAAUGGAGGUGGAAGCUCUGUGACUGUUUUCAAGAGAGGCGAGGAGCCACAAGGGGUAAAAGACGCUAUUGAUGGCAAGAAAUCCAGUGCAGACCUCGAGUCGGCAGAGAAGAAUGGUCCGUCUCCCGAGGAGCAGCGAGAGGAGAGCGGAGAAACUCCCCAAAAUAUCGCGAAGAACACCGCUGUCUUCACCUGGCAAAAUGUGAACUACACCAUUCCCUACAAGGGUGGGGAACGCAAAUUGCUUCAAAAUGUCAGUGGGUCUGUGAAACCUGGUCGACUUACGGCUUUGAUGGGUGCAUCGGGUGCUGGAAAAACUACACUGCUCAAUGUGUUGGCUCAGCGCAUAAACUUUGGUGUCAUUACCGGAGACUUUUUGGUCGAUGGAAAACCUCUGCCCAAGAGCUUCCAAAGAGCCACUGGGUUUGCUGAGCAGUCAGAUAUCCAUGAGCCGACUGCCACCGUGCGCGAAUCCCUUCGCUUCUCUGCUUUGCUGCGACAGCCCAAGGAAGUUCCUAUUCAGGAGAAGUAUGACUACUGUGAGAAGAUCAUUGAUCUACUUGAGAUGCGCUCAAUCGCAGGUGCUACUGUGGGCACGGCGGGUUCCGGCUUAAACCAAGAGCAGCGAAAACGUCUUACGAUCGCAGUGGAGCUGGCCAGUAAGCCGGAGCUGCUGCUCUUCCUCGAUGAGCCUACGUCUGGUCUGGACUCAUUGGCAGCGUUCAACAUUGUUCGUUUCCUGCGCCGGUUGGCCGAUGCGGGCCAGGCCGUUUUCUGUACCAUUCAUCAGCCCUCGGCAGUUCUUUUCGAGCAGUUUGAUGAUCUCCUGCUGCUGAAGAGCGGAGGGCGUGUGGUGUACAACGGUGCCCUUGGCUCCGACUCCAGGACUUUGAUCGACUAUUUUGAGCGCAACGGCGGCAAAAAAUGCUCACCAAGUGCUAACCCCGCUGAGUACAUGCUCGAGGUUAUUGGCGCAGGUAACCCCGACUACAAGGGACAAGACUGGGCAGAUGUUUGGGAAAGUUCAACGGAGGCGAAGCAGCUGUCUGAAGACCUUGAGAAGACCGUGUCUUCUCGACGGAACCAGGGACAAGGUGACGUGGUGAAAGACGAUCGCGAGUUUGCUAUGCCUCUUCACGUGCAAAUCUAUGCCGUCACAAAGCGGGCUUUUGUGGCGUACUGGCGAUCUCCGGACUACAUUCUCGGAAAAAUGCUGUUGCACAUCUUCACCGGUCUCUUCAACACGUUCACCUUUUGGCACUUGGGCAAUGGCUCCAUUGACAUGCAGUCGAGACUGUUCUCGAUUUUCAUGACAUUGACCAUCUCACCACCUUUGAUUCAGCAACUGCAACCCAAAUUCCUGCAUUUCCGCGGAAUCUAUGAGUCUCGGGAGUCCAAUUCUAAGAUUUAUUCUUGGGUCGCCUUUGUUGUCAGCACCAUCAUCCCUGAGUUACCCUACUCCAUUGUUGCUGGCUCCAUUUAUUUCAACUGCUGGUACUGGGGUAUUUGGUUCCCACGGGACUCAUUCUCCUCUGGUUACACUUGGAUGAUGCUGAUGCUGUUCGAGUGCUUCUACGUCGGAUUUGGGCAGUUUAUCGCUGCAUUCUCCCCGAACGAGCUUUUUGCCUCGCUGCUUGUGCCUUCCUUCUUCACCUUUGUUGUGUCCUUCUGCGGUGUCGUCGUGCCAUAUGCGCAGCUUCCUCACUUCUGGCAGUCGUGGAUGUACUGGCUCACACCCUUUACGUAUCUGGUGGAAGGUCUUCUCUCUGUUCUUGUGCACAAUGUCCCCAUUGUCUGUCUUGAUCGGGAAGAGGCAUACUUCAGCGCACCGGCUGGUGAAACUUGUCAGUCGUAUGCCGGGGCAUUCGCACAACAAGCUGGUGGUACCAUUCGCAAUGCCGCCAAUGGACUUUGCGGAUACUGUCAAUAUGCAACGGGUGACCAAUUUGCUAAAAGCUUCAACAUCUCCUAUUCUCACAAGUGGAGAGAUUAUGGUAUCUUCUGGGCGUUUGUCAUCUUCAACUUCGCAUUGGUAUUUGUCUUCUCGUGGAUUUAUCUCCAUGGGGUUCAAGAUGUGAAGAAAUGGGUGGGCCAACGAAAGUCCCAAAAGGCAAAGACGAAGAAGAAUGACCGCCAGAAGAACCUGGACAACCACGAGCAGUCUUAG